GUGAAGAAAAGGUAUAAAUACAGGUGAAAAUGUAACAAAAGUUCAAUAUUCAGAGCUUGAUUUCCAAUCUCAUUAAGCCAUCUUCUUUACCUUUUUUAUUUUUGGUCUUUUUGCCCAUCGACAAACAUUAACAACAACAACAACAACAACAUGGACGCUAUCAACAACAGUUCCAACAACGGCAACAACUCAUCUCUUGUCAACAAUGCUCCUUCCAAGCCAACUGUAACCACCAGCGGCGCUUCCUGGUACCAACCCAAACCUCCUGCCAUGUGUGUCAUUGCUUAAGAGCAAACUAGUAUUAUGAUUUUUUUAUGUCUCAUUUUGAGUCCACUUUUUUGAUUUUUAUUUUAUUUUAUUUAAUUUAUUUUGUCUUGAUUUGGUUUGAUUUCCAGUAAUACUUAGUAUUCUCUAACACUGCGAAAUUUCAAUACAUUGAUCGAUUUUUGAAUCCGUAACUUCAAUCAUUGUAUUAACAAUUCUUAAUAAUUUCCUCCAUUUUCAAAUA
This is a messenger RNA of Schizosaccharomyces octosporus yFS286, 508 nucleotides long. RefSeq lists its product as uncharacterized. Bases 151 to 288 code for a protein of 45 amino acids. Gene Ontology annotation, molecular function: mating pheromone activity. NCBI's taxonomy places the organism in Eukaryota, Fungi, Ascomycota, Schizosaccharomycetes, Schizosaccharomycetales, Schizosaccharomycetaceae. The record is from RefSeq and is a predicted model, not a curated record. The transcript has 2 exons.